Messenger RNA from Rotaria sordida, 792 nucleotides. Lineage: Eukaryota; Metazoa; Rotifera; Eurotatoria; Philodinida; Philodinidae. The record is from the annotation of a GenBank genome assembly.
AUGAACACUGAUAAUGGGCAAUGUCAGUUGUGGGGUGGUUCUUUGACCUAUGAAUACGGUGUUCUAGUACAAGCACUCAUGGCCCUAGCUGAUGCAACAGGUAAUCAACAAUAUAUAACACAUGCAAUUACCUAUAUUCACAAUGCUAUCAAUCAAUUUACACGAAAUAACAUUGUUUAUGAAGGAUGUGAUGAUACAAACACAUGCAGAGGAGAUCAAAUUGCGUUUCGAGGAAUAUUUUAUCUUGGUCUUGCUCGUUUAUAUGAACGUACACGAGAUAAUGCAAUAGCUCAAGUCAUUGAAGCAUCAUACUUUGCUAUGCUCUUUCGUAAAGUGGGCAAUCGAUAUCCACUCUCUCUAAUCAAUGAUAACAAUAAUUUUAGUGGUAAUGAUCUAAUUGUUGUUACCAUUGGUGAUCUCAAUCUCGCUUCUGCAAUGAUUAAAGUAUAUAAACAUAAGUAUGCUGCGCCAAUUGUACCUAAUAUUGAUGCAGCCGUCAAUGGAUUGUUGCCGUUUGAUGUCACACAUCAAGGAUUAACUGGAUGUGUGUGUGAUGAUGUCGGCUGUCCAACAGGACAUUACAUGCAAUGCUUUAAUGAUUCCGGUCACAAAGAUGUAACAGGUGGUCAACAUUGGAAUGAUAAAGUAUCGGCAAUAUUAAUCGGACCUGGUCAUCAAAUGAUGCUAUUUAAACCGGAGGGUACUGGUCACAGUGACUGGUUAAAAGGCAGUCGAUGGUAUGUUGGUGAUCAAUUCAAUGAUAAAGUGGAUUCUAUCAAUAUCGAUUACUAA